GCACAGCAGCUAUCACUAAGAAUCACUAUCUUCUUGACUGAACUGGAUCUCCCAGUAGAAACGACUCGUUGGCCCCUUGAUACACCCAGACGCCUAUACUAUAUUAUUUGAAGCAAUAGGUUUUGUCAAAGAGCUUCCUGGGAAUAUCUACCAACCAUAUCUCCGUACUGGAAUCCGGCCCCUCUAAUACAUACUAUCAACAAUGUCGUCUGCUGUAGCAGAACUGGACAAUUAUCUCCAGUCUAUGCUUGCCCUUAAGCCUCCUGGUGUCUCAGGAUCUAAGAUCAACAGUAUAACGUCGCUUUGCACCGCAAACGUUCAGAAUGAAUCCGUUCUUAUCCAGAAGAUCUAUACACACUUCAAGAAGGCUCCGGGAACACACAAGUUGGGCGUACUCUAUGUCGUAGACUCUGUAACUCGACAGUGGGUAGAAGCAGCGCGCAAGGCAGGUCAACCAUCUGGUAGUGCCGCUCCUGAUGGAACCUUCGCCGCUGGUGUUAACAGAGUGACCGAAUUACUACCUGUCUUGAUGACUGAUAUCAUAAACAACGCUCCUGAGGAUCAAAAGGAAAAAAUCAGGAAACUGGUUGAUAUUUGGGAGCGUGGAUAUACUUUCCCCGCCCCCAUGCUUGCCUCCUUCAAAGAAAAACUAAACGCACCCGCAGCACACAAUGUUGAGUCCACUACACCCGAGGGUUCCCCAGCCCCAAAUUAUAUUCCUCUUGGGGGUCCUCAGCAGUCGCAGCUACUGCCACCAUCUAAUGGCGCAACAUCGACCACUCCUCAGUCGGUGCCGGAUACCUCUAGUAUAUUGAAAGCCCUCGCUGAUAUGGCCAAACAAAAUACAGCGGCUCCCCCAGCGUCAGCAGCGCCGGCAGUAGCACCGCAGUCUAAUCCCCUUGGUACUUUAACCCAGCAGAGUGCAGCUCCGCAGCCAGUGUCGUCCUCCGUAGACCAGGCAUCACAAUCCCAGAAUGGGCAGGCUAGCGUAAACCCAUUUACUGCUGGGGCUAUGGCGACACCUUUCGCGGCCUUGAGUAAUGUCGCUCAAAACACGGCAUUGGUACAACCGCAAAGCCAGAGUCAGACUCCAAACCCAUUGACUGCGACACAGAAUCCACUGGCUGCGCUACUACCACAGGCUACUACAGCCCCAGCCCACCCCUCUCCCGCUGUUGCGACCGAUGCGCUGCAACAGCAACUCCAGCUCUUGCAGCUCCUGGCCGCGCAGGGAAUUCCACAAGACCAGUGGGCCACCGCUCUGCAGAUCCUUAGUCUGUCUAAUGCCACUAACAUGGGUAACAUGAACCCUACCCAGGCUGCUGGCUUUAACUUACCAGGUCAAAACGUCAAUGCCUGGGGCCGUCCCGAUUCCCAAUCACGUGAGUUCGACCGGGACCGGGAACGGGACCGUGACUAUAUGCGCUCACCUCCAGGCCAGUAUCGUCGCCGUUCCCGGUCGCCAGGCUGGGAUAGACGUCGUGAUGCGUCCCCCCCUCGUCGCCGUGAUAGUCCUGUCUACGGCGAGUACCAUGGUGACUCUCCUGGUCGCAGAGGUGGUGAUCCCCGCGGCCGGCGUGGGAAUGAUUAUCGUCAGCGCAGCCCUCCUGGGCGUAGACGUCGUACUCCGUCUCCUCCCCGUAAGGACCCUACUCUGCCGCCUCCCGGGCCCAAAUUUAUUGAGUGGGAUUACUCCAUCGGCCAAGGCAAUAUUAAAGUUUUGAGUCGAACCCUUUUCGUUGGCGGUGUGACGUCAUCCGAGGCGCACUUGCGCUCUCUAUUCGGCAAAUUUGGCAUUGUCCAGACUUGUAUUGUCAACAUAGAUAAACGUCAUGCUUUCAUCAAGAUGAUCAGCCGCCAGGAUGCUGUGCAUGCCCGUGAAGGUAUGGAAUCCUAUAAGGCUGGGGACAUGCAACUUAGAACUCGAUGGGGUGUCGGAUUCGGACCGCGUGACUGUAGCGACUACCAGACAGGGAUUAGUAUAAUUCCGGUUGAACGACUCACGGAAGCAGAUCGGAAAUGGAUGCUCACUGCUGAAUAUGGUGGGACCGGAGGCAGACCCAUCGAGAGUGGCAUGGUCGUUGAAGAGCCAGAUAUCGAGAUCGGUGCUGGAGUCUCAUCCAAAGCUAUCAGCAGGCGGAUUGCAACUGACACCGGGGGCAAACGGGGCCCUAUCUCAUCCCGCACUCAGCAGGACCGCUUCCCCCGACCAGACCGGGACGGACCGUCGGCUAGAAUGGGCCCUGGUGGUCAUGGUGGCCAACCCGAUCGAGAUAUCGCCAACGCAAACAAUGUCGGCGUUCCUCCUGCUGUGCCCGGCUUUGGCUUUUCCUUUCCAGGUAUGCCCAUGUUCCCUCCAGGGUUCAUGAUGGGAGGAGCACAAGCAGGAACAUCUAGCGGGUCAUCACAGCCCCCACCCCCGGGCCAAGGGGGCAAUUAAGUUCUUGAUCAAGUUCGACCUGAUAAGGCAAAUAUUGCUACAGUGAAGACA
This is a messenger RNA of Aspergillus nomiae NRRL 13137, 2491 nucleotides long. Its product is annotated as Nrd1 complex RNA-binding subunit. Gene Ontology annotation, molecular function: RNA binding. Bases 203 to 2440 code for a protein of 745 amino acids. Lineage: Eukaryota; Fungi; Ascomycota; Eurotiomycetes; Eurotiales; Aspergillaceae. The record is from RefSeq and is a predicted model, not a curated record. Gene Ontology annotation, cellular component: nucleus. The transcript has 8 exons.